Eurypyga helias (sunbittern) is the source of this 895-nucleotide messenger RNA. Its product is annotated as limbic system-associated membrane protein-like. Lineage: Eukaryota; Metazoa; Chordata; Aves; Eurypygiformes; Eurypygidae. The record is from RefSeq and is a predicted model, not a curated record. Gene Ontology annotation, cellular component: neuron projection. The transcript has 6 exons. The annotation marks the transcript as partial.
AUGGAGUUUGUGAGCAAAGUAGUAAAGGCAAGGGUCAAAACUGAGAUGAUGGAGAGGUUUUCUAAUCUCCCUCUCACCUUUCUCAUCCUCUACAGGUGUUAUGUAGAAGACAGAAGCUCCAAGGUGGCCUGGUUAAACCGUUCUGGCAUCAUUUUUGCUGGAGAGGACAAGUGGUCCCUGGACCCUCGAGUAGAGCUGGAGAAGAGAAACCCCCUGGAAUACAGCCUGCGGAUCCAGAAAGUGGAUGUCUACGAUGAGGGGUCCUAUACAUGUUCAGUGCAGACACAGCAUCACCCCAAGACUUCCCAGGUUUACUUGAUCGUGCAAGUUCCACCAAAGAUCUCCAAUAUCUCCUCGGACAUCACCGUGAAUGAGGGCAGCAACGUGACCCUGGUUUGCAUGGCAAAUGGGCGUCCUGAGCCUGUCAUCACCUGGAGGCACCUUACCCCAACAGGCAGAGAGUUUGAAGGCGAGGAAGAGUACCUGGAGAUCCUAGGGAUCACGCGAGAGCAAUCGGGCAAGUACGAAUGCAAAGCUGCCAACGAGGUUGCUUCAGCAGACGUCAAGCAAGUCCGCGUCACUGUGAACUACCCUCCCACCAUCACAGAGUCCAAGAGCAACGAAGCGGCCACAGGACGACAAGCCUUACUCCGGUGCGAGGCGUCAGCGGUGCCCAUGCCUGAUUUCGAGUGGUACAGAGAUGAUACCAGGAUAAACAGCGCCAACGGCCUGGAGAUAAAGAGCACGGGGACCCAGUCUCUGCUGAUGGUGGCCAACGUCACUGAGGAACACUACGGGAACUACACCUGCGUGGCUGCCAACAAGCUGGGGGUCACAAAUGCCAGCCUAUACCUUUACAAACGAGUUUUACCCACACUCCCCAAUCCUUUUACAG